CGCAUGCGUGACCUCGGGACCGCGCGACCCGCGCACGUCUAUAGUGGGCGCAGGGGCAGCUGGGAAGAUGGCGGCCUGGGUACCUUGUCGGAGGUGGGGCUGGGCGGCUGUGUCCUUUGGCCGGCACCGAGGCCUGACCGCGUCACUAGGUCGGAAGCCCCCGCGGGCAUGGUGGCUCUCAGCUUACAGACAAAAGACAUCACUUUCUUUCCUUAACCGACCAGAACUUCCAAGCCUGGCUUAUAAGAGGUUAAAAGGCAAAACCCCAGGAAUUAUCUUCAUCCCUGGCUAUCUUUCUAACAUGAAUGGUAAAAAGGCAGUAGCAGUUGAGGAGUUUUGCAAAUCUCUAGGUCACGCCUUUAUAAGGUUUGACUACUCAGGGGUGGGAAGUUCAGAUGGUAACUUAGUAGAAAGCUCAGUGGGGAAAUGGAGAAAGGAUGUUCUUUCCAUACUUGAUGACGUAGCUGAAGGACCACAGAUACUGGUUGGAUCCAGCCUUGGUGGGUGGCUUAUGCUGCAUGCCGCGAUCGCACGGCCAGAGAAGGUCAUAGCUCUUAUUGGAAUAGCUACUGCUGCAGAUGGUGUGGUGACGCAGUUUCAUUCACUUCCUGUUGAGAUGAAAAAGGAAAUAGAACUGAAAGGUGAGUGGUUCUUGCCAUCUAAAUACAACAAAGAAGGGUAUUACCGGAUUCCGUACAGUUUCAUUAAAGAAGCGGAGCAUCACUGCCUGUUACACAGCCCCAUCCCUGUAACCUGCCCUGUGCGCUUGCUCCACGGCAUGAAGGACGAAAUAGUUCCUUGGCAGAGAUCCCUGCAGGUUGCCGACCGACUAGUCAGCCCAGAUGUAGAUGUCAUCCUCCGGAAACACAGCGAUCACAGGAUGAAGGAAAAAGCAGAUAUUCAGCUGCUUAUUUGUACUAUUGAUGACUUGAUUGACAAGCUUUCAACAAUGGUCCUCUAGAAUCACAUUUGUGGUCGGUGUGCACUCUAGUGCAUCCAGAAGACUGAAAGUGUGGUAAUAAAUCAAAGACCCGGAUCCUUCAGGGUUCCCACUUUUAGUUUGUAAAUAUCUGAUACAUAUUUAUUUAAUGAUGUCUUUGCACAAAUAUACAAAUUGUGACAAAAGUAUUAGCUGCUGUUUGGAAAUGUUUGUCCUCCUUUGAUAUUUUUCCCAUUAAAAUAGUACCUAUUUUUUUAUUAAAGAGAUGUUUACCUUUCUAUGUACACUUUAGCUGUGCCAGCUCUUAAUUCUGUUCCUUUCUUCUACAAUAAAGCUUGAAUAUUUUAGGUUUUGUCUGGUACCAUUAUAUGUGGAAGUUUGUAAAAUUCUGAUUUUAAAAUGCAAUUCACAAAAUAGAGGAAGAUGUUUAUUCAGGUAACUAUGAAAUGAUUCUAAAAAUGUCUGAAGCAUAAUAAAGUUGGAAAAAUGAGGGUGCCAUGCUAUAUUUAAAGCUAAAAUUACUGUUAAGGUUAAAUUUUCUUGUGAUGUAAAAAAUACUUCUAAAUUUUGAAUUGUCCUUCUUAUGGGAGUCUUGCAGAUUAUUUUUUUAAGUUUAAAUGUAAAAUAACGGGUAAUCUCAUUUCCCACUUCUUUCAUUUGAUCGUUGUACCUCACUUAGCUGUCGCUCUGCUGCCUUCCCCUCUCCGCUUCCCUCCACACCCUUCCUCCUCAGUCCCCUCUGCUUCCAUGCCAUGUCUCUGUAUGAAAGCAUAGAUACUGCGUCCCUCCCCCACCGUCACCCUUUCAGGCUCCCCUAAUGUACUUUAGAGCCUUCUCUGCAGUCUGUUUUCCCUAGCCAUGCAAUAUAUGUAUAUUUAAAUGUAUAUUCCACAUAUGAGAGAAAACACUUUCCAUAUCUAAUGUUUCUCGUUACAUAAUCUCAGUUCCACCAUGUUCUUGCAAACACCCUUAUAGUUAAAUGGUAUUCAUCUAUUGAUGUAGUAAUUUUAUAUGACUGGUUAGACUAAAGAUAUGACAGGGAGAUGAUCUUUCUGCAUUAAUCCUGCUUUGGUGAAUACCAUUUGGCUGGCAAAUUAAUUGGAUUAGUACAAAUAGUUGGGUGAGUACCACUUUAGUUUGAGUGGGAGAAGGGUAGAGUCAGUAAGGAAACAUGAAGUACUAGUAUAAGGAGUGGUUUUUAAUAACUACUGAGGUAUUAAUAUAUAUUAGCCUUUAUAAUAAAUUGUAGCUUGUUUUUUAGUUACUAAUUUUGACUAGACUUUAGCCUUCAUGGGUUAUAUCUGUCUAUGUUACGAUGACAACAUAACUUACAAAAUGAGUGUCAAAGACUUAAUUUAUCUCACAAACGUGGUUGAAAGGUCAGUUUAGGAAACAUAGUGUUUAUAGCCAAUAAAGAAAAGGGUGAUAAAAUUUCUAUGCAGCAAAGUGUUGCAGCUGGUUGGCAGAUCAUCCUGAGAAACAUACCUUAGGAGUUUGCUUUGUCUGUCUGGGAACUUGGAUUUCAGGGUCUCCCACUGUGGCUAGAAAUGAGCAUGUCGCUCAUCAUGCUUACACCAGUUCUCUGCAACUGGUUUAUGUGGAACACCACUUUCUUCCCAGGAGCCCAGAAUGUUGAUAUAUGUGGAGCAGAGACUACCCCUGAGUAGUUCAGCAAAACCCUUUGGCACCGACUCUUAACAAGCUUUCUUGUGGAUGGUAUCACAUGAGCUGUUGGAGCUCUUUGCUGGAGACCCAGUUUCAGGCUGUGUGACUCCAGUGUGGAUUCUUGGAAGCUUACCCCCAGUUUCCCUGGGCUUCAUCCCAUGGGCCUUCUUCCUUUGCUCGCUCUGCUUUGGAUCCAUUCACUCUAAUAAAUCAGUAGUGAACAAACUG
Molecule: messenger RNA, 2833 nt
Organism: Apodemus sylvaticus (European woodmouse)
Lineage: Eukaryota; Metazoa; Chordata; Mammalia; Rodentia; Muridae
Gene: Abhd10
Product: abhydrolase domain containing 10, depalmitoylase
Exons: 5
Coding region: 68-961 (297 amino acids)
Biological process (GO): proteolysis; protein depalmitoylation
Cellular component (GO): mitochondrion
Molecular function (GO): serine-type peptidase activity; hydrolase activity, hydrolyzing O-glycosyl compounds; palmitoyl-(protein) hydrolase activity
Source: RefSeq, a predicted model, not a curated record